Molecule: messenger RNA, 852 nt
Organism: Phytophthora infestans T30-4
Lineage: Eukaryota; Oomycota; Peronosporomycetes; Peronosporales; Peronosporaceae
Product: retinol dehydrogenase, putative
Exons: 1
Coding region: 1-852 (283 amino acids)
Molecular function (GO): oxidoreductase activity, acting on the CH-OH group of donors, NAD or NADP as acceptor
Source: RefSeq, a predicted model, not a curated record
AUGUUCAACUGGAUCUGGCCGCAGAAGCCCGUCAAAGACAAUGUCGUCGUCAUCACCGGCGGGGCCAUGGGACUCGGGCGUCUGGUGGCGCUCCGUUUCGCCGCGUUAGGCGCCGUCAUCGUCAUCUGGGAUCUACACGCAGAUUUGGGUCAAGAACUGGUGCAGGAGAUCGAAGCUAGCGGUGGUAAAGCUCGAUUCUUUAUAGUGGAUAUGACGGACCGAGAGCAGGUAUACGCCACAGGGAAAGAAGUGCUCAAGGAGUUCGAAGCCGUCGAUAUCCUUGUAAACAACGCCGGUAUCGUCGGUGGCAGCUCCCUACUCGAGUCCUCGGACGCUAUGAUCGAGCGCACUAUUGCGGUGAACACCACGUCUCAUUUCUGGACCAUCAAGACGUUUUUGCCAAUGAUGAGCAAGCGGAACAAGGGCCACAUCGUGUCGGUGGCCAGUGCCGCCGGUAUCUUCGGGUCGCCUGGGAUGGUGGACUACGGAGCCAGUAAAUUCGCAGCCAUUGGGCUGAUGUUGAGUUUGAGACAGGAGCUUCACGCUAUGGGGCUCUUUGGAGUCCAUACGACUAUCGUGUGUCCGGGAUUUAUUACGACGGGCAUGUUCGAAGGGGUGAGGCCCCCACCUUUUACGAGAUGGCUGACACCUGAAUUCGUGGCCGACCAGAUCGUCAAGGCUGUGCGUAGGAACCAGUGGCGUGUGUUGCUGCCGUCCAUCUUGAGUGUCAUGGAGUUUGUGUCGACUAUUAUGCCCAUGUGGUUCGUGGACUGGUUCAUCCGCAUUACCAAGACGUCGCAGGCCAUGAAGAACUUCAAGCAGACACGCAAACACGCACUUAAGGAGGAGUAG